AUGGCAUUCUAUCCUAAAACCAUCUUUCCAAUCACUUUGCUUCUUGCAAUCUUUUUAUCAGGGCAAAGACCAUGCGAGAGCGCAAGAGUUUUCACCAUCGUCAACUACUGCAAGGAGACCCUGUGGCCGGCGGUGACGCCCGGAGAGAAAUUCAACGGCGGCGGUUUCGUUCUCAAACCGGGUCAAUCCGCGGUCUUUACCGCCCCGGUGAGUUGGAGCGGCCGCAUUUGGGCACGAACCGGUUGCAAAUUCGACCAAAACGGAAACGGGCAAUGCCAAACCGGUUCAUGCGGCACAACGCUGAAAUGUUCGGCCUCGGGAAAAACGCCGGCGUCACUCGCGGAAUUCACACUCGCGCAACCCGACUUCUACGACGUUAGCCUCGUGGACGGCUUCAACGUCCCCAUCGCCGUCAGGCCCAUUAACGGAAAGGGAAACUGCUCCUCCGCGGGAUGCAACUCCGACCUGAGAGCGACUUGCCCCAACGAACUCGCCCUUAAGGCUAACGGCAAGACCGUUGGGUGCCGUAGCGCGUGUGACGUGUUCAACACCGACGAGUAUUGCUGCAAAGGAAAUUAUGGGAACCCCUCCACUUGCAAACCUACCUUUUAUUCCAAGAAGUUUAAGGAAGCGUGUCCAACUUCUUAUAGUUAUGCCUACGAUGAUCCAACUAGCAUCUUCACAUGUUCUGCAACUGAUUACAUCGUAGCCUUCUGCUCCUCCAGGAAACGACAGGUAUGCACAUACCAUGAUAACAAGCUUCACUGUAGUGGAUCACAAGGAUUGAAAUCGCUGACUGGAAGGUGGUGCAUCGUCAUGAUAACUCUGCUUUCCGUUCUUUGUUUAUGGAAUGGGUUCUAG
Messenger RNA from Sphenostylis stenocarpa, 861 nucleotides. The record is from the annotation of a GenBank genome assembly. Lineage: Eukaryota; Viridiplantae; Streptophyta; Magnoliopsida; Fabales; Fabaceae.